AUGCAGAUGUCUUCGGAAUACAACGCGGAAAAGCUCCUGCAAGAGCGCGCGUCCGCAACAGCCGAGCUCUAUGCAGACCCGCACAAUCCUGCGCGCCACUUAACGCGUGCCUGGAUCCAUGCCUGCCUCGGCUUCCCGGAUCUUGCGUCUGCGGAUGCAUACCGUGCUCUCUCGUUGCUGGACAGCGUUGUUGAUCCAGAUGGAUGCGAGUUUCAUGCUCGGAGGAGGGUUGAGGAGGGCGAAGGGGCGUCUUCUGAUCCGGUGCCUCAGGAUGAGGAAGAUGAAGAAGAUGAGGAUGAAGAUGGCGGCUUCGAGCCCACCACCGAAGCCGAGUACAGGUCCAUGAUUGGUGGUGUCUACCAAGUGCUCGUGGGCAAUCUCAUCGAGUGCGGGUGUCUACGCGAUGCGUAUGAGUUUGCUCAGCGUGGAAUAACCUUGCUUGAUGAGCUAAUGGCUGAAGGGACAGAGACCAAGGAGCAGAGUGAACCGCGGCGGCUUCUUAACAUCUGGAAAAAUGAAAUCCAGCUGGAUUAUCUCAGUGCGAAGGGGCUGGAUGUGACGAAAAAGCUUGAGGAAUUGAAGAUUAAGCAGGAGACUGAUUCGUCAAACGAUGAGAACGACGAGGAUAGAGUCGACCCCAGCAAACUGCGAGCGCAAGGCUUCGCCCGCAGAAUCCUUUACCCCUGGAACGAGCACGAGCCAGACCGCAAGUCACCUGAGACCCUGCGUCUCUUAAACGAGCGGCUCAAGAAGAUUGCACCUAAAUGUGAGGUGCGGGCUGUUGCGUUGCCUGUACUCCACGAUACCACCACCAGGGACGAGAACGCUGAAAAAGACGGAGAAGAGGAGGUCUCCAUCCAACUCGGCCUCUUCGCCAAAGAGGACCUCGCACCAGGCGAGACAAUACUCCACGAGUCCUCUCUCCUAACAGCAACAAACCGCCUCCACGACGACACCUGCGACGCCUGCAACGGUCCCUUACCACCCCUUUCCUCCGAAAAUCCACCCGUCGCCUGCGACGAAUGCUACGACAUCAUCUUCUGCUCACAAUCCUGCCACGACCAAGCCCAGGAAACCUACCACGGCGCCGUCUGCGGGCUGAUGGAGAACCUCGAGAGCAUCGGAAAGGACAUCCCCGACGCAAAGGACAAAGCCGACUACCUCUACCUCCUGCUCCUCGGCCGGGCACUGGCAAUGGCCCAAACACAGGGCGUGAACCCCCUCGAGCUCGACGAGAUCAAGUACAUCUGGGGCGAUUUCGUCCCAUACGACCCGAACACACCGCCACCCCUGGGCCCCGCUCUGUGCCAUUCCCAUUCCCAUUCCCAUACCGCCUCCCACGCCCAAGAUCCCAAUGCUCUGGAAAUCCAAAAACAAGCGACCCUCCCCUUUAGCUUCCAGCUCUCGAUCCUGCAGCCGAUGCGCCUAAUUGAGGAAAUGGGACUGGAUCCGUACAUGACGCUCGAAAACUACGAUACGUGGAUCCUGAAUACACUGUACGCCAAAUUCCGCGGCACCGCGUCGGGACGGCUCUCGACGUGGGAUGGCGGGCCGGAGACGUGCGCUGUGCACCCGCUCUGGUGUCUUGCGAACCAUAGCUGCGAUCCGAACGUGAGGUGGGAGUGGGGCGGGGAGAUUGCGUUUGUUGUUCGGGGUGAUGACGAGAGGGCUGGUUGGAAGAGGGAGGGUGAGGAGAGGGAGAAGGCGAAGGGGGGGAUCAAGAAGGAUGAGGAGAUUCUGAACCAUUACUGUGAUAUUGGGCUGAGUGUUAAGGAUAGGAGGGAGUGGGCCGCUGGGGCGCUUGGGGGGAAGUGCUUGUGUAAGAGAUGUGUUUGGGAGGCUGGCGAGGUUUGA
This is a messenger RNA of Aspergillus mulundensis, 1854 nucleotides long. Its product is annotated as putative MYND domain protein. Lineage: Eukaryota; Fungi; Ascomycota; Eurotiomycetes; Eurotiales; Aspergillaceae. The record is from RefSeq and is a predicted model, not a curated record. Gene Ontology annotation, molecular function: protein binding. Gene Ontology annotation, cellular component: nucleus. The coding region runs from base 1 to 1854 and encodes 617 amino acids. The transcript has a single exon.